Messenger RNA from Cryptococcus wingfieldii CBS 7118, 645 nucleotides. RefSeq lists its product as hypothetical. The record is from RefSeq and is a predicted model, not a curated record. Bases 1 to 645 code for a protein of 214 amino acids. The transcript is spliced from 4 exons. NCBI's taxonomy places the organism in Eukaryota, Fungi, Basidiomycota, Tremellomycetes, Tremellales, Cryptococcaceae.
AUGUCUCUCGUCGACCGCCUCGCCUCCCAGGACACCCUCCAGCUCCUCUCCACCGCCACCUCCAUCUCCCUCAUAGGCGCACUCAGCCAGAGCGGUACAAGCACCUACAACUUUCCUCUCUUUUUAUUCGGCAUCAUCGCGCACGAACAGAAGAGCUCAAACACCGCCUUCCGUCAAUUCCUCAUCCUCCUCCCAAUCACCGGAUUUCUCGAUCUAUUCACCCUUCUCGUCAGAUCGCAAUCGUCCAUCCUCACCUGGCUUGCCAUCGUUCUGGUAACGCUCCUCAAAGUCCCCCUGUGGUUCAGCGGCGGGGCCGCCCUGAGGGAGAGAGGCGGAGAGCUCGGUGGGUUUGGAGGUGUCGGUCUCCCUGGGGGCGGGGCCAAUAAUAGUGCUGGGCAGGGAAAUUGGAACCUUCCCAUGCCCGGCAGUUUCGCCGGAGCGAUGCCCAGAGUGUUCUCGGACAAUGGGAACGGCAGUGGUACUACCCAGCCUGCCUCCAACAACAAUGGCGCAGGUCAAGCUCAGACCCAGCCGUCGGGGCAGUUCCCUACGAGCGGUGGAUUCAGGCUGGGCGGGGAAGACGAUGAGGGUCAGGGUCAUGCUGCUGGCCAGCCCGGUAGGAAUGGAUAUCAGACCAUCGGCUAG